This is a messenger RNA of Musa acuminata AAA Group (dessert banana), 558 nucleotides long. RefSeq names its product ethylene-responsive transcription factor RAP2-9-like. The transcript has a single exon. Gene Ontology annotation, biological process: regulation of DNA-templated transcription. The record is from RefSeq and is a predicted model, not a curated record. Gene Ontology annotation, molecular function: DNA-binding transcription factor activity; DNA binding. NCBI's taxonomy places the organism in Eukaryota, Viridiplantae, Streptophyta, Magnoliopsida, Zingiberales, Musaceae. The coding region runs from base 1 to 558 and encodes 185 amino acids.
AUGGAAGGGCAGUGCUGCUCCACCUCCACCAGCGAGGAUACGAGGAAGUCCCCGCCGCCAGCGGUUGGGCAGAGGGCUGCGGCAAGCGGCGGUGGUGGCAGCAGGGAGAGGCCCUACAGGGGAGUCAGGAUGAGGAAGUGGGGGAGGUGGGUGGCGGAGAUACGGGAGCCCAACAAGCGGUCCCGGAUCUGGCUGGGGUCCUACUCGACCGCGGUGGCCGCUGCAAGAGCCUACGACACCGCCGUAUAUUACCUCCGGGGCCGCUCCGCCCGGCUCAACUUCCCGGACGAGAUCCUAGCGGAAGACGUGGACGGAGAAGGCUUCGGCGUCAGCGGUGUGGCCUCCAUGUCGGCCGCCUCGAUCCGGAAGAAGGCCACCGAGGUGGGUGCGAGGGUGGACGCUCUCCAGACCGGUCUGACGUCGCGGCCGUCGCCGCAUCUGCGACAACAGAGAGGACACCAUCAACACCAGCUCGAACAACAGCAGUUGCCAUCUCGGCGUGCCAUGAAUCCUGAUCUCAAUCAGGAGCCAAGCCCGGAGGACUCCGAUAAAGAUUGA